AUGCAGAGCCCCGAACGUGCACCACCUCUGCCUAAAAGAAAGGCGAAUAAACAUUUGCUUGAAAAAUCGUUGCUCGGUUCACAAAUCUACAACGGAGGUGGGGAGGGAGAGGGUAGAAGAAUCACUACAGAUCACAGGGGAGUUUACCAAGGGCAGGUGGGAGUGAGAGAAGGUGGUGGUGUGUGUGUGUGGGGGGGAGGGGACGGUGUGAGGAAGACGAGGAAGAUGCAGACUCUCCUUGGCUUUGUGCAUUGCUGCUGCUUCUUGCUCCUCCUGCCUCCGCCGCUCUGGGUCAGCCUGGCAGCGGCCAAGCAGCUCCUGAGGUACCGGCUGGCCGAGGAGGGACCUGCCGACAUCCGCAUCGGCAACGUGGCUUCCGACCUGGGAAUCGUGACGGGCUCCGGAGAGGUGACAUUCAGCCUGGAAUCGGGCUCUGACUACCUCAAGAUCGAUAACAUGACCGGGGAGCUGAGCACCACGGAGCGGCGCAUCGACCGCGAGAAGCUGCCGCAGUGCCAGAUGAUCUUCGACGAGAACGAGUGCUUCCUGGACUUCGAGGUGUCGGUCAUCGGCCCUCGCAGAGCUGGGUGGACCUAUUCGAGGGGCCGGGUCAUCAUCCUGGACAUCAACGACAACACCCCCACCUUCCCUUCCCCUGUCCUCACGCUUACCGUGGAGGAGAACCGGCCCGUGGGGACCCUCUACCUGCUCCCCACUGCCACCGACCGGGACUUCGGCCGCAACGGCAUCGAGCGCUACGAACUGCUGCAGGAGCCCGGCGGGGACGGCGGCCGCCGCGGCGGAGGUGGCGGUGGCGGCGGCGGGGGGGGCGGGGGAGGCUCGGCCUCGGCGGCCUCCGAUGGCGCCCCCUACCCCGGUGGCAGCAGGCGGCGGCAGGAGACGGAGUCGGCGGCCCGUAGUAGCGUCUUCGAGCUGCAGGUGGCCGACACCCUCGACGGGGAGAAGCAGCCGCAGCUGAUCGUCAAGGGCCCGCUGGAUCGGGAGCAGCGAGACUCUUACGAGCUCAGCCUCCGCGUGCGGGACGGCGGCGACCCGGCGCGGUCCUCACAGGCCAUCUUGAGGGUGCUCAUCACCGACGUGAAUGACAACAGCCCCCGCUUCGAGAAGAGCGUCUACGAGGCGGAUUUGGCAGAGAACAGCAGCCCUGGGACCCCCAUCCUGCAGCUGCGAGCCACCGACCUGGAUGUGGGGGUGAAUGGGCAGAUUGAGUACGUCUUUGGAGCAGCCACUGAGUCUGUCAGGCGCCUGCUGCGCCUGGAUGAGAACUCUGGAUGGCUUAGUGUCUUGCACCGCAUUGACAGGGAGGAGGUGAACCAGCUUCGCUUCACAGUCAUGGCCCGAGAUCGGGGCCAGCCCCCCAAGACAGACAAGGCCACAGUUGUGCUGAACAUCCGAGAUGAGAAUGACAACGUGCCCACCAUUGACAUACGGAAAAUUGGGCGCAUCCCUCUCCGGGAUGGGGUGGCUAGUGUGGCCGAGGAUGUACUGGUGGAUACCCCCAUUGCCUUGGUGCAGGUGUCAGACCGGGACCAAGGUGAAAAUGGUGUGGUGACAUGCACUGUGGUGGGCGAUGUGCCAUUCCAGCUCAAACCAGCCAGUGAGGGUGAAGGGGAGCCUCAGAACAAGCGCAAGUAUUUCCUCCACACCUCAGCCCCGCUGGACUACGAGGCUGUCCGUGACUACAACGUGGUGAUUGUGGCUGUGGACUCAGGCAGCCCUAGCUUGUCCAGCAACAAUUCCUUGUUGGUGAGGGUUGGGGACACUAAUGACAACCCUCCCAUGUUCAGCCAGGCCGUUCUAGAGGUCUCCUUCCCAGAGAACAACUUGCCUGGUGAGAGGGUGGCCACAGUAGUUGCCACAGAUGCUGACAGUGGUAAGAAUGCUGAGAUCACCUACUCCUUGGAGGCCUCACCCCUCUCCUCAGAGGCACCCGGUGGCAUCUUCAGCAUUGACCCCGAUUCUGGGGAUGUGUCAGUACUGGCUGUGCUGGACCGUGAGCAACGUGACACCUACGAGUUCCAGGUGACAGCCCGGGACAAGGGUGUGCCAUCACUACAGGGCUCCACCACAGUGGUGGUGCGGGUGGCGGAUCGCAAUGACAAUGAGCCACGCUUUAUGCAGGAUGUGUUCACUUUCUAUGUGAAGGAGAACCUGCAGCCUAACAGCCCUGUGGGCAUGGUGACCGUGAUGGACUUUGACAAGGGCCGCAAUGCUGAGCUCAGCCUCUCCAUCCAGCCCAGUGACCAUGACCAGGCAACUGGGAUCUUCUCCAUUGAGAAUGACACUGGAACUAUUUUCUCCACUGUGUCUUUUGACCGAGAGCAGCAAACCAGCUACACUUUUAAGGUGAAGGCAGUGGAUGGGGGUGAGCCCCCACGCUCUGCCACUGCCACUGUGUCCCUCUUUGUGAUGGAUGAGAAUGACAAUGCACCCACAGUCACCUUCCCCAGCAACAGCUCCUACACUGUGUUGCCACCCUCCAGCAACAUGCGCACUGUGGUGGCUACAGUGGUUGCCACUGACGCUGACACUGGUCUCAAUGCUGACCUCAACUACAGCAUAGUUGGGGGCAACCCCUUCAAACUUUUUGAGAUCGACCCAGCCAGUGGUGUGGUGUCACUGGUGGGCAAGCUGGCCCCCAAGCACUAUGGCCUUCACCGCCUUGUGGUGCAGGUGAAUGACAGUGGGCAGCCGCCCCAAUCCACCACGGCCCUGCUCCAUGUCUUUGUCAAUGAAAGCCUGUCCAAUGCCACUGUGGUGGAGAGCCAGGUGGCCCGCAGCCUCCACACACCCCUGGCCCAGGACAUUGCUGGUGAUCCCAGCUAUGAGCUAAGCAAGCAGCGGCUUAGCAUAGUCAUUGGUGUGGUAGCUGGCAUCAUGACAGUCAUCCUCCUCAUCCUGGUGGUGGUCAUGGCCCGCUACUGCCGCUCCAAGGGCAAACACGGCUAUGAGGCUGGCAAGAAGGACCAUGAGGAUUUCUUCACACCACAGCAGCACGACAAGGCCAAGAAGCCCAAGAAGGACAAGAAAGGAAAGAAGGGCAAGCAGCCCCUCUACAGCAGCAUCGUGACUGUGGAGGCUUCCAAGCCCAACGGGCAGCGCUAUGACAGCGUCAAUGAGAAGCUCUCAGACAGCCCUGGUAUGGGGCGGUACCGCUCAGUCAAUGGUGGCCCGGGCAGCCCCGACCUGGCCAGACACUACAAGUCGAGCUCACCGCUGCCCACAGUCCAGCUGCACCCACAGUCCCCCACCUCUGGCAAAAAGCACCAGGCCGUACAGGACCUGCCCCCAGCCAACACCUUCGUGGGUGCCGGUGACAACAUCUCCAUCGGGUCGGACCAUUGCUCCGAGUACAGCUGCCAGGCCAGCAGCAAGUACAGCAAGCAGGUGGAUACAGUGCAGACUACGCAGCACCCUGGCCACAUUGAGGAAUCAUGUAAAAUGAAUCCGUUUCGUAGAGUGACGUUUUCUGUUGUGAGUCAGCCUCAGGACCCACAUCAAGGGUCAUUGCAGAGUUGCUAUGACAGCGGUCUGGAGGAGUCAGAAACACCAAGCAGUAAGAGUUCAUCAGGGCCAAGACUGGGUGCCCUUCCACUCCCAGAGGACAACUACGAAAGGACUACGCCGGAUGGCAGUGUUGGUGAGGCAGAGCAUAUGGAAAAUGAUUCAAGGCCUCUACCAGAUGUAGCUCUGACAGGAAAGUGCACCCGAGAGUGUGAUGAAUACGGCCACUCAGACUCCUGCUGGAUGCCAGUGCGCACUUCUCCUGAACGAAAGAAGAGCCAGCCAAAACUCUCCACUUUCAUGCCUGUCGAUGAACGGGGCAGUCAAGAAAAGCUGGCCAAUGGAGAAGCCUCCCUCAUGGGUGAUCGCAACAGAAACCUCCUUAACAAAAAGUUGACCUCAUCCUAUGAGACCUUCAGCACGGCGAGUUUCAGCAAAAAUGAAGAAGGCAAUCCAGAGGAUAUCCCCCUUACACAGACAGGGGAAUACAAGCCAUCUCCUGUCAAUACUCUAACUAGAAGAGAAGUUUACCUGUAG
Molecule: messenger RNA, 4062 nt
Organism: Calypte anna (Anna's hummingbird)
Lineage: Eukaryota; Metazoa; Chordata; Aves; Apodiformes; Trochilidae
Gene: PCDH7
Product: protocadherin 7
Biological process (GO): homophilic cell-cell adhesion
Cellular component (GO): plasma membrane
Molecular function (GO): calcium ion binding
Source: RefSeq, a predicted model, not a curated record